ACAUCAGGACAGCUCGGACCGUGCAACGCUGCACCAGGUAUUAAGAUGGUUGAAGUACCAAAUGAGGACUUUGGUUGCAUGGGAGAGGUGCGAUUGGAAAGACUAUGGAAGAAGUGUAGGAUGGGUUACGGGAAUUGA
Molecule: messenger RNA, 138 nt
Organism: Paraglomus brasilianum
Lineage: Eukaryota; Fungi; Glomeromycota; Glomeromycetes; Paraglomerales; Paraglomeraceae
Source: the annotation of a GenBank genome assembly